AUGAUGGUAGAUGUUGCCUUAUGCCUUUUGCCGAAGGCAAGCCGAGCUAUAGUCGGGUCAAAACGACUUGAAGCACGGCGCAGUAACGUGAAGAGUUGCGAUCGAAGAGGCGUAUUGGAGAUAGCGAGUGUCUCAGAAGACGACAAAGGCUACAAAAUUUACAAAUGUCGCCAAUGGGAUGAACGAUUUGAAGUGGAAGUAACAACAAUGACAGCCCAGGGAAAGAACAUGAAAGAGAAGGUAAUUGCGUUAAAGCCCACAAUUCUGUUCAACAUGAAAGGGAUGAGAAUCACUCUUAAUACCGUCACCAUACCGCCUACACCUGAGCUUACAUCCACGUUCAUAAGUGAUGGAUCACAAAUCGCCUUAUGGAGAUAUGAUACAGCAACUUCACUAGUCUGUGACUCCGAGGAAGCGGCGAUUACCAUGAACUGUUCAAUGAAUUCGAUCUGCGUCUGCGAGCCAGCAGAGAGCACAGUAAACUGCGCCUGCAAGAACAUAAAUAUCACAAAAAUCUUCAAGACAGAAGUGGAGAAUCGCCUUCCAGCAAGAAGACCAUGGAUAAAUUCAGCAGCAGCUCGUCACGAUCCCUCGACAUUGUCAGCACCUAUACCUUCAUUUUUGACAGCAGAACUUCUUGUUCAUGUCAUAGACAAGUUCGACAAGACAGUCAUCAAACUUACCGGGUUUAGACGAUGGGAACGUAAUGGCGGCGGAGAACAGUUCUUCAGAGUACCUUGCCAACAUACUGGAGUACCAUUGACUUUGGUAUUCAGCUCAAAAACAGGCCGAAUCCAAAAAAAGCUUGUGAAGUGUCUUGCGGAUCUACGAGCGCACCAACACCAGCAGGGUCUCUUCGGCACCAGCAAAAUCCACUUUGCCAUCUGUCAAUGUCGCAAAACCCACAUGCCCAACCAACUGUCACACAACUUUCAUCAACUUCUAGUGCUUCGUACAAUCGUAGCAGCAGGUCAAGCACGACCUGAGUCUGACAAGCCGAAAACCAAGCAGAUCGGACUCCAGUCCAACGACGCCAGCAGCAAAAAGAAGGCGUCAGUCGUCAUAGUCCUCGUUCUCAUCUGA
Messenger RNA from Necator americanus (New World hookworm), 1083 nucleotides. RefSeq lists its product as uncharacterized. NCBI's taxonomy places the organism in Eukaryota, Metazoa, Nematoda, Chromadorea, Rhabditida, Ancylostomatidae. The transcript has 4 exons. The coding region runs from base 1 to 1083 and encodes 360 amino acids. The record is from RefSeq and is a predicted model, not a curated record.